AUGUGGCUCCUGGCCGCUGCUGUCGCCUGCCUGACUGUGGCCUUGUCAGGAGGCAUCUCCCGGGACUAUCCCAAGAUUCUCAAUGGCACCAAUAGCACCAGUGGAUUUCUCCCGGGCGGCUACACCUGCCUCCCCCACUCUCAACCCUGGCAGGCAGCCCUACUAGUGCGAGGACGGCUGCUCUGUGGGGGAGUCCUGGUCCACCCCAGAUGGGUCCUUACUGCAGCGCACUGUAUGAAAGAUGGGUACACCAUUUACCUGGGCAAACAUGCUCUGGGGCGCAUGGAGACCGGUGAGCAGGUGAGGGAGGUGGUCCGCUCUGUCCCCCACCCGGAAUAUCAGGUCAGCCCCACCCACCUGAACCACAACCACGACAUCAUGCUUCUGGAGCUGAAGUCCCCGGUCCAGAUCACUGGCCACGUCCGCAUCCUGCCCCUUUCCCAGGAGGACUGCCUGCCGCCAGGCACCUGCUGUCGGGUGUCUGGCUGGGGCACCACCACCAGCCCCCAGGUGAGCUACCCCCAAACCCUGCAGUGUGCCAACAUCGAACUGCGCUCGGAUGAAGAGUGUCGUGAGGUCUACCCGGGGAAGAUCACUGCCAACAUGCUGUGUGCAGGCACCAAGGAGGGCGGAAAGGACUCCUGCGAGGGCGACUCUGGAGGCCCUCUGGUCUGCAACCACACAUUGUAUGGCAUCAUUUCCUGGGGAGAUUUCCCAUGUGGGCAGCCCAACCGGCCUGGUGUCUACACCCGAGUCUCCAAAUACGUCCAGUGGAUCCUCGAGACAAUAAGGAAACACGAACCCCAGGAGGAGAGAUGGAGAAAGGGCGCACAAUAA
Messenger RNA from Castor canadensis (American beaver), 837 nucleotides. RefSeq names its product kallikrein related peptidase 13 (gene Klk13). Gene Ontology annotation, cellular component: secretory granule. Gene Ontology annotation, biological process: proteolysis. Lineage: Eukaryota; Metazoa; Chordata; Mammalia; Rodentia; Castoridae. The record is from RefSeq and is a predicted model, not a curated record. Gene Ontology annotation, molecular function: serine-type endopeptidase activity.